ACGGUUUUUGCACUGCAGAUUACUACAGAAAACGAAACAUAUAGACAUUAUCAUCAACAUUUUUCUCUCCAAAAUUGUAAAUCUCCCUUUUUUCCUCAUUUCUUUUCUGGGGUUUCUCUUCUUUUCCAGUUUUUACAAUCUAUAUAGUAACUCUUAGUAUUUCAAAAUAAAGACUUCAUUUAUUUAUUUUUCCCAUUGAAAAAGUAUGGUGGUUAUGGUUUCACGUACUGGCCGGCAUUUGCAGCGUUAUAACAAGGGUCGUCGCCAAGUUGUUGGAUGUAUACCGUACAGAUAUAAAGAUAUUAUUGACCUAUCUAUGGGGGAUGAAGAUGCAUUUGAAGUUCUUCUCAUAAGUCCUCAGAGAAAAGGAAAAGGAUUGUUGUUUCCAAAGGGAGGUUGGGAAAAGGAUGAAACAAUUGAAGAUGCAGCAAGACGCGAGACAAUAGAGGAAGCUGGUGUUUGCGGUGAUGUUGAGGGUAAAUUAGGAAUUUGGUACUUUGAGAACAAGAAUGGUGACACUGCCUAUGAAGGGCACAUGUUUCCUUUAUUUGUAACAGAGGAGCUAGAUUAUUGGCCUGAGAAAGACAUCCGCAAAAGAUUUUGGAUGAGCGUGCGAGAAGCAAGAAAACUCUGCCAAAAUGGGUGGAUGAAAGAAGCAUUAGAGUUGCUAGUUAGUCGACUCACAUCACAAAGUAGGCGGACUAAAGUCGACUUAUUUUCAAGAAUCAACUGCAGCUCCGGUGGCCAUGGAACUGUUUUGCACUUGGGGUGCAGGGCUCAAGUACUUGCUCCACCACUACCAAAUCCUGCAGAAGAGGCCUAGUUUCCAUAAGCCUAACGGAGGAGGUUAAAAUGUUAACGACAAAGGUAAAAAGUAGCUUGUAAAUAGGUAAUCAAUGAUGAACCCCUAACUGUUUGGUCUAGUGGUAAGAGAGUAGCACAUGGUGUGUAGAUUAGGCGCAUGUCAUGUUUUUCAAACCUGCCACAGGUAAAAGCCUUAUAUUUAAGUGGAUAAGACUAGAAGGGCGACCUCAUUAUCCACCAAGUUUCAAACCAUGCACCACCGGCCCUCGGGGAUUUUUUCUGUUAUCAAAAACUAGGAAGUCAAUGGUGAUGGAGUAAGUUAGAGUAAUCUGCUUAAUCAUGGAAGUAUUUAGUUUUUGUCUUGUUUUGUUUUCUCCAAAUUGGAGUUAUGUAAAUGCAUGAUAGACUUAAGUGGAUAAGACUAGAAGGGCGACCUCAUUAUCCACCAAGUUUCAAACCAUGCACCACCUGCCCUCGGGGAUUUUUUCUGUUAUCAAAAACUAGGAAGUCAAUGGUGAUGGAGUAAGUUAGAGUAAUCUGCUUAAUCAUGGAAGUAUUUAGUUUUUGUCUUGUUUUGUUUUCUCCAAAUUGGAGUUAUGUAAAUGCAUGAUAGACUUACUAUCUCACUGUCUUUUUUAGGAACUUUACCUUUGUAUAGGUACUAUGUAAUGAGUGCCUGAAGAUGGUGAAGUUACCUUUACGUUUUCAUGUCUUUAAAAGAUCCGAAUCUUGAUGUUUAA
This is a messenger RNA of Nicotiana tabacum (common tobacco), 1544 nucleotides long. Its product is annotated as nudix hydrolase 18, mitochondrial-like. Gene Ontology annotation, molecular function: pyrophosphatase activity. Gene Ontology annotation, cellular component: nucleus; cytoplasm. NCBI's taxonomy places the organism in Eukaryota, Viridiplantae, Streptophyta, Magnoliopsida, Solanales, Solanaceae. The record is from RefSeq and is a predicted model, not a curated record.